CGUCUCCUCAGGCGCGCAGCUCCACGGCCGCCAUAUUAUUACCUGCAGUCGGAAACAGAUCUGAAGAUGGCGACUGCUCAGAUGCACCGAAGCGCGGUGAGCUCGAUGACACUACCUAACCGCAUUGCUACAGAGCAGCAGUCUUUGGUUCUUGUGAAGAGGCUGCUGGCCAUCUCCGUGUCGUGUGUCACUUACCUGAGGGGCUUAUUUCCUGAAUAUGCAUAUGGGACAAAAUACCUGGAAGACGUAUGUGUAAAGAUCCUGAGGGAAGAUAAAGGCUGUCCUGGCUCCACCCAGAUGGUGAAGUGGAUUUUAGGCUGUUAUGAUGCAUUACAAAAAAAAUAUCUGAGAAUGGUGAUAUUAGCGCUGUACACCGACAUUGAAGAUCCAAAGACCGUGACUGAAUGCUACCAGUUUAAGUUUAACUACACUCCUAGCGGACCCAUUAUGGACGUCACCAGCAAUAAAGGAAGCAUUGCUUCCGUCCGCACAGAUUUGAGGACAUCCAGCAUCCUGCUGGUCCGCAAACUGUACAUUUUGAUGCAGAAUUUGGGUCCUCUGCCAAACGAUGUCUUUCUGACUAUGAAGCUCUUUUAUUACGAUGAAGUUACACCAAUGGACUAUCAUCCUCCCGGCUUCAAAGAAGGGACCUGUGACGGCAUGAUGUUUGAAGGGGAACCCAUGUAUCUAAAAGUGGGGGAGGUGGCUACACCUUUUCAUAACUUAAAAGUAAGGGUGACCACAGAAAAAGACAGGAUGGAAAACCUUGAAAAGAGCAUCCUAAAGAAUGUAGAGCACAAAACUCCCAUGCCGGCCAUCAGGAUGGACGUGGACGAAGCUCAAGAUACAGGCAGUUUUGAUGAGCCACUUCACGAGCCUUCAGUUGAUUUUGAGAAAAACAACAUUGCAGAUUUGAAGGUGGACGAACUCAACCUUGCUUGUCCAGAGGAUGAAGACAUGAAGUCUGAGAACCCAGCCAGUCAGAAGUCACAGACUAGUGUGUCACUGCUUGGAGAUUCCAGCUCUGCAACUAAUGGACGCAAGACCAGGAGUGGACGGAUGCUUCCAGAAAGGGUUUAUGCAGUGAGUGAAAAAACCGGUCAAGACUUCCAAGGGAGGCAAGAAAAGACAACUGCCCAACAAAGAGAAUCAGGUCCUGGACUUUUUCUGUAGUCAAGAUGAACCAACGGCACCAAAGAGAAAGAGGUUUAGCGAGCCAAAGGAUCCCAUAUAAAGGGUGUGCCCCUCACAAGUUACCCCCAGCCAUGGUUACCUCUACCCAGGUUCCUGAUAAUUACUAGUUGUUAGUUGAAGCCCCUUUAUGACUUAUUAAAUGAA
This is a messenger RNA of Bufo bufo (common toad), 1338 nucleotides long. RefSeq names its product HORMA domain containing 1 (gene HORMAD1). NCBI's taxonomy places the organism in Eukaryota, Metazoa, Chordata, Amphibia, Anura, Bufonidae. The transcript is spliced from 15 exons. The record is from RefSeq and is a predicted model, not a curated record. Bases 67 to 1173 code for a protein of 368 amino acids.